Molecule: messenger RNA, 1539 nt
Organism: Daldinia decipiens
Lineage: Eukaryota; Fungi; Ascomycota; Sordariomycetes; Xylariales; Hypoxylaceae
Product: cytochrome P450
Exons: 2
Coding region: 1-1539 (512 amino acids)
Molecular function (GO): oxidoreductase activity, acting on paired donors, with incorporation or reduction of molecular oxygen; iron ion binding; heme binding
Source: RefSeq, a predicted model, not a curated record
AUGUCAUCUUUUACCAGCGUCUCUAGUAUCCUCUGGAUUUCCAUUGCUAUUAUCACUUUGACCUACUUCACUACUCAGAGGAAGUUUGGCCAUGAUCCCCGCGAGCCUCCGCUGGCUCCCCAGUCAAUUCCUAUUAUCGGGCAUAUGCUUGGACUGUCACGGAGCAAGUUCAACUACUAUGUCAACCUCAGUCAGCAAACGGAUUCCGCCAUCUUCACCAUGGCUCUCCCGGGUCAGAAGAUGUAUGUGAUAACAAACCCGGAACUCAUCCAGGCAGUGCAAAAGCAACAUAAGACCUUUGCAUUUCCACCAAUUGAGAUUAGGUUCGCAUCCACGGCCUUUGGAGCAAGCCCUGCAGCUCGAGAGAUCUUGGGUAUAAAUAUAAAUGGCGACGAAGGUGAUUUCGGGUUGACAGUAGAGACUCAUGCCGGGAUGAGAACUAGGCUCAAGCCAGGAUCAGACCUCGACGACAUGAACCGUAUCAUGAUACAAGAUAUUGCAAACUCCCUCAAUCAGUUACAAGCCAGGAAAGGGGAGUCUCGAAAAAGUGGGAUAUAUACUUGGCUAAGAGACACUAUCAUGACUGCUACUACUAGGUCUGUGUAUGGUCCGAUGAGCCCGUAUGAGGAUAAAUCUAUUGCCGAUUCUUUCUGGGAGUUCGAGUGUGGUCUCCUGCCGAUUCUUCUCGGGUUCCUUCCCUCAAUCACUGCUCAGAAACCGAUUAAGGCUCGAAAUAAUGUUGCCAAGGCCUUUGAAGCAUAUUAUAAAGCCGGUGGGGUGAAGAAAGCAUCGGCUUUUGCUCAAAAUCGGUACCAAGCGGGGAUAAACAACAAUCUCCCCUUGGAAGAUAUCGCGCGUUUGGAAGUUGGGGGCACGAUUGCUGUCUUAGUAAAUACGAUACCUGCAGCAUUUUGGUGUCUUAUUCUACUUCACUCCCACCCAGGGCUCCUAGAGGAGAUUCGGAGCGAGAUUGACGCAUGCACCGAGACAACUAUAGAGAAUGGUUCUAUUGUCAAAACUCUUAACAUAACUACGUUAAGGGAAAGUUGUCCUCUGCUAUUAUCCUCUUACCAGGAAGUCCUUCGCUAUCGUUCCAUGGGAAUAUCCAUACGUGAAGUGAUGGAAGAUACCUACCUCGAUCAAUGGCUGCUAAAGAAAGGUGCAAUGUUGCAGAUACCAAGCAUCGUCAUUCAUCAGGAUGCUAAUCUUUGGGGCUCCGACGUCAUGGAAUUCAAUCCACGCAGAUUUCUCCCCGAAGAGAAGCAUAAUCGUCCGCGCGAUGUCUGCUUCCGUGCAUUCGGCGGUGGCAAGACCCUCUGUCCCGGUCGUCACUUUGCAACGAAUGAGAUUCUUACAUUCGUUGCUGCUUUCAUUGUGAGGUUGGACAUGAAACCUAUAGAAGGUGACUGGAAACUUCCCACUACAGCGAAUACAAACGUUGCUGCCGGAAUAAUGGGGCCAGAUGAGGAUAUUCAAGUAGAAAUUAGAACGAGACAAGGUUUCGAGGAUGUUAAAUGGGCUAUGGUACUUGAUAAAUAG